Gloeophyllum trabeum ATCC 11539 is the source of this 1644-nucleotide messenger RNA. RefSeq names its product MFS general substrate transporter. The coding region runs from base 1 to 1644 and encodes 547 amino acids. The transcript has 7 exons. Gene Ontology annotation, biological process: transmembrane transport. The record is from RefSeq and is a predicted model, not a curated record. Gene Ontology annotation, cellular component: membrane. Gene Ontology annotation, molecular function: transmembrane transporter activity. NCBI's taxonomy places the organism in Eukaryota, Fungi, Basidiomycota, Agaricomycetes, Gloeophyllales, Gloeophyllaceae.
AUGAGCCACACCGACUCGCCCGACCCAACGUCAGAAACCGAACCGCUCCUGCAGCCUCAACAAACCGAGGAUGCGAACAUCGGGCCGCUGAAGGUGUCCCCCGUCACGCUCAUCUUCCCGGUCGUCCUGGUCUACCGCCUGGCGAUGCUCCUCCCGAGCACGACCACGUUCUACAUGCUCAAGCAGUUCGCCUGCCGCCUGUGGUACGUCCUCCACGACCCCGACGCCAUCCCGCCCGGCGGGCUGUCCGACGAGCAGUGCGCGAUACCGCCCGUCCAGCGCAUGUUCUCCGCCAUGCUCACCUUUGUCGCCAUCAUGGACGGCGUCGGCUCCGUCGUCGGCUACAGCGCGCUCAGCUUCUUCUCCUCGCGCCACGGCCGCAAGCCCGUCAUGCUCGCCAUGCUCGCCCUCGCCUCCUGCUACGGCGCCUCCCUCGUCCUCUCCACCCUCGUCCCGCCCGGCGCCCCCGAGCUCGCCCUCCUCGCCCUCUGGCUGCUCGCCCUCUCGCUCGCGUCCCCGCCCGUCUUCGGCUUCCUCGCCAACAUGUUCGUCGUCGACACCACCCCCGCCGCCGCCCGCACCGCCGGCAUGAGCGCCCAGAGCGGCUGGAGCAUCCUCGGCGGCGCCGUCUCCUUCUCGCUCGGCGGCCUCAUCACCAAGCGCGCGGACAACGUCCUCGUCGUGUACUGCCUCUCCGCGGGCAUGCUCGCCGCGCUGGGCGCGUACGUGUUCUUCGUCGUCCCCGAGUCCUUCACGCGGGACAGGCGCGAGGCGCUCCGGCGCCAGCGCGCCGAGGCCCAGCGUGCGUCGGGCUCAUCGAGUUGGCGGCGCCUCGUCGCGCCGUUCGAGCCGCUGAAACAGUUCAGGCCCGCGCGCAACCCGCGCACGGGCCGGCGCAACUGGCGCCUCUUCUACUGCGCGGUGCACAUCUUUGCCGCGCAGCUCGCAGACGCGUACGGCGCGGUCUCCAUCGUGCUCUACCUCACCGCGCGCUUCGACUACAAGCCGUCCGAGACGGGGUACGUCCUCACCACCCUGAGCCUCGUCGACGUGUUCACCCUCACGGUCGUCCUGCCCCUCCUCGUCCGGCGCGUCCUGCGCCCGUUCUACCUCCGCCCGAAGCCGAACGGCAGCACGGACACGAGCGACCGCCUCGACGUGCACAUCGCGGUCGCCUCGUGGUGCGUCAACGCCGCCGCGUACGUCCUCCUCGGCGCGGUGCACACGCGCGCCGCGCAGAUCGGCGUGGGCUUGACUCGUGGAUGCGGGGCGGAUAUAGCGGUCGUCCUCCUCGGGUUCGGCAGCGGCGGCGGCCCCGUCGCGCGCAGCCUCGUCGUCGCGACCGUGCACCCGCUCAAACAAGGCGACGCGCUCGGCGCGGUGGAGAUGGUCUCGAGCCUCGGCACGCUGCUCUCGCCCGUCGUCAUGGGCAGCGUCAUGACCGCGUGCGUGCCCUUCCUCCCCCUCCUCCGCAUUCGCGACUUGGCACAUGUGACCAUCUCGACGCUCCCGCAAGUCGUGUUCUGGGUCCACGGGGCGAUCGUCGUCUCUGCCGUGAUGGUCCUCUUCCUCGUGCGCGACUCGGAUAGGUACCAGGGCCCGCGGGACGAGCCGCCGCAGGAAACGUCACGCUCUGAAUCGUAG